AUGAGUGACAAGCCAUGUGAGCCUUCUGUUGACUUCCAUGUCAGACUACAGGAAUCGUCCUUAAAGAUCCCAGUGGAGUCGAUGAAACGUAACAUUAAGGGGCUACAGAAGAUUGAUGAGAAGGUCUUCAAGAAGACGGAUGAUCUCGUGAAGGAGAUGGCAAAGUGCAAGACCAAAGAGGCACAGCGUCAGAAGCUAAAGCAGAUCGUGGCGUCUCUAAAGACACACGAGAAGAAGGUCAAGUCCAAGAUCGAAGUAGAGAAGAAUCUGCAGACGAGAAUACGGAAGAGGCUGGACAAACUGGAGGAGCUGAAGAGGUUGAAAGACUCUGGAGCGGCCAUCCACGACCUCAACGACACUAGAUUGUUGAAAUGGUACCGUGAUCAAACGAAUCUGCUUGUUGCUGACUAUCUGCUGAAGAAUGAUCACAAUGUUGAUUCAAACUCUGGUUUACUACUGUUGAAGAGCUUCCAUUUUGAAGAUAUGAUCGACUCCGACAUCAUCCUUCUGUCCAAUAAGAUAUCCUCUCACAUCCUGAACAAGGACUUGGGCGUGCUUAUCCAGUGGAUUAACGACAACAAGUCUUAUUUGAAGAAGAUCAAGUCACGGCUUGAGUUUGAAACUAGAUUCCAGGAGUACGUUGAGCUGGUCAAAUCCUCCGACUUUUCUGGUGCUAUCAGACUGUUCAACGAUUAUCUGAUUCAAUUCACAAGAACCUACUUCCGUGAUAUCCAGCUUGCAACUGGCUUGCUGAUCUUCGCCAAGAAGGCACAGUGUAAUGUGGGCAAUGUGAACUUUCAAAGAUACAACGCACUGUUAUCGGCAGAUAGAUACACUUACCUGUCAGAUUUAUUCCUGAGCAUCUACUACAAAAUGCACGGCAUUCCAGAGGAGGACCCGUUGUUGGUGUAUCUCAGUGUCGGUGUGUCUUCUUUGAAGACAAGAUCAUGCCUAACCAGUCAUGAGACAGAUGUGAUGUCGUUUGACCACAUACUAGCUGAAAAGCUAUCCACUGAUGAUCAUUUCGAACAAAGCUCGUGUCCUAUAUGUUCUUUAGAAUUCCGUCAACUCAACUCUUUGUUGCCUUAUUCGCAUGUUGUUCAAUCACAUUUGUUCGAGACUCCAGUGAUGUUACCUAAUGGGAAUAUCUAUGACAAGGCCAAACUACUGGCAUUUAGCAAAGGAUCAAACCCUCAAGGGGAUGAAAUUGUUGAUCCAAUUAAGCUAGAAAGCUUCACUACAGCUGAUAUGAUUACAAUGUUCCCGACUUGA
This is a messenger RNA of Williopsis jadinii, 1272 nucleotides long. It is a transcript of the gene FYV10, whose product is annotated as glucose-induced degradation complex subunit FYV10. NCBI's taxonomy places the organism in Eukaryota, Fungi, Ascomycota, Saccharomycetes, Phaffomycetales, Wickerhamomycetaceae. Gene Ontology annotation, cellular component: GID complex; cytoplasm; nucleus. The transcript has a single exon. The record is from RefSeq and is a predicted model, not a curated record. The coding region runs from base 1 to 1272 and encodes 423 amino acids. Gene Ontology annotation, molecular function: ubiquitin protein ligase activity. Gene Ontology annotation, biological process: proteasome-mediated ubiquitin-dependent protein catabolic process.